AGGACAUCCGGCCGCCGGUGGUGAAACAGGUGCGCAGCGCCGGUGAGGCGAUGGAUCUGCGGGCGCCGAACGGGAGCGCGGAGGGGAACCUCAGCAUGGAAGUUACCGACCUGAACAUCAGCUGCACCAACACCUCCCUCCUGCCCCGGCCGGCAGCAAGAACCAAAGAGAUGGACUCGCUGCGGAUCCUGCUCUACUCGCUCAUCUUCCUGCUCAGCGUCUUCGGGAACCUGCUGAUCAUCGUGGUGCUGAUCCUGAACAAGCGCAUGCGGACCGUCACCAACUCCUUCCUGCUGUCGCUGGCCGUCAGCGACCUGAUGAUGGCCAUCUUCUGCAUGCCCUUCACCCUCAUCCCCAACAUCCUGGAGGACUUCAUCUUCGGCGCCGCCAUGUGCAAAAUCGUCACCUACCUGAUGGGCGUGUCGGUCAGCAUCUCCACCUUCAGCCUGGUGGCCAUCGCCAUCGAGCGCUACAGCGCCAUCUGCAACCCGCUCAAGUCGCGGGCGUGGCAGACGCGCUCGCACGCCUACCGCGUCAUCGCCGCCACCUGGGCCGUGUCGCUGCUCAUCAUGGUGCCCUACCCGGUCUUCAGCGUCAUCAAGUCCUUCCCCAAGGCCAACGGCACGGUGGGCCGCAUGUGCCGGCUGGACUGCCCCAGCCAGCAGGCCGAGCAGACCUGGUACGUGCUGCUGCUCUUCAUCCUCUUCUUCGUCCCCGGGGUGGUGAUGAUCAUCGCCUAUGGCCUGAUCUCCAGGGAGCUGUACCGAGGCAUGCAGUUCGAGCUGAGCCAGAGCAGAGAGACUGCCGGCCAGAAAAACGGCGCGAGCCGAGCCGCGGCGGAGCCGAACGACGACGACGACGGCUGCUACAUCCAGGUGUCGCGGCGGCCCGGCUCGGCCGUGGAGCUGCCCACGCUGUCGUCCUCGGCGGGCGCCGCCCAGGCCCGGACGGAGCGCGCCCGCAGCAACACGUCGGAGGCCAAGCUGCAGGCCAAGCGGCGCGUCAUCCGCAUGCUGAUGGUGAUCGUGGCGCUCUUCUUCAUCUGCUGGAUGCCGCUCUACACCGCCAACACCUGGAAGGCCUUCGACCUGCGCUCGGCCGCCAGGGCGCUGUCCGGGGCGCCCAUCUCCUUCAUCCACCUGCUGUCCUACACCUCCGCCUGCGUCAACCCCAUCAUCUACUGCUUCAUGAACACCCGCUUCCGCAAGGCCCUGCUGUCCACCUUCGCCUGCUGCUGCCGCGGCCGCCUCUGCCGCCGCUGCCUGCCGCGCCGCAGGAGGGAGGCCGGCGAGGACGGCGUCACCGCCACCUCCAUGGCCACGUCCAUGGCCACCUCCAUGUCCAAGUUCAGCUACACCACCGUCAGCACCGCCGGCACCUGA
This is a messenger RNA of Salarias fasciatus (jewelled blenny), 1382 nucleotides long. Its product is annotated as cholecystokinin receptor-like. The transcript is spliced from 5 exons. The record is from RefSeq and is a predicted model, not a curated record. Gene Ontology annotation, molecular function: neuropeptide receptor activity; gastrin receptor activity. Lineage: Eukaryota; Metazoa; Chordata; Actinopteri; Blenniiformes; Blenniidae. Gene Ontology annotation, cellular component: plasma membrane. Gene Ontology annotation, biological process: neuropeptide signaling pathway. Bases 51 to 1382 code for a protein of 443 amino acids.